This is a messenger RNA of Metschnikowia bicuspidata var. bicuspidata NRRL YB-4993, 295 nucleotides long. RefSeq lists its product as uncharacterized. The record is from RefSeq and is a predicted model, not a curated record. NCBI's taxonomy places the organism in Eukaryota, Fungi, Ascomycota, Pichiomycetes, Serinales, Metschnikowiaceae. The coding region runs from base 78 to 260 and encodes 60 amino acids. The transcript has a single exon.
ACGGCAAUCAAAUGGCAAUCAAAAGAAAAUCAAAUAGAAAACAAUUGGAAAACAAAGGAAAAUCAUAAGGAAUCAAAAUGGAAUCCAAUGAAGAUCAGAUGGAAAUCAAUUUGAAACCAAUCGGGAAGCAAAAGGACAACAGAAGAAGAUCAAAAGGCAAUCAAAAGAAAAUCAAAAGAAAAUCAAAUGGCCACAAAAGAAAAUCAAAUGGCACUCAAAUGGAAACCAAACGAAAAUCAGAAGGAAUCAAAAGGAACUAAAAGAAAUCAAAAAAAUAAUUUGAAAACAAAUGAAA